AUGUCGAAAAAGGAUUUGAACCUUCGCUCCCCGAAUGGAACAUUUAGAGGAGCUCCUAUGUCAAUAAUUUCUAUUCCUUUUGUUAAACCAUCUAUAGAGGCAUUGCAGGAAGGAGGAAAGCGUGCGUUUCAUAAAUACCUUCCUGCUAAGGAUCUUGUUUUCAAGCCUCUUCCUGGUAACGAAGAAAAAAAGUAUUGGCCCUGUGGAUUUGAUCGAACACCAUUAGGAACAGGAUCCGAAUUCCUAAUUUCCUCGCAGCAGAGGACAAAUACAGCUAAGAAGAAAAUGAUUCAUAGGACCAAAUUUCAGAAGACUGGGCAACGGUUUUCUCAGUCAAGAUUCAAGCAGAGUAACACUAAGAAAAACAUGCAAUUACAUGCACAAGAACACGCGGGAAAACUAAAAUCAUCCAAUUAUACAAGAAGUGACGCAGUUACAUGCACGAGAACACGCGAUGUUACCAUACUAAGAACACACACCACUGUGAACAACUAA
Messenger RNA from Dovyalis caffra, 495 nucleotides. The record is from the annotation of a GenBank genome assembly. Lineage: Eukaryota; Viridiplantae; Streptophyta; Magnoliopsida; Malpighiales; Salicaceae.